CGGACGCGCCGACCGGACCGCAGCCCGCGCCCCGAGCGGACGGCGUCAUGAGGCACCUGCCGUACUUCUGCCGGGGCCAAGUGGUGCGGGGCUUCGGCCGCGGCUCCAAGCAGCUGGGUAUCCCCACAGCUAACUUUCCUGAACAAGUAGUAGAUAAUCUUCCAGCUGAUGUAUCCACUGGCAUUUAUUAUGGUUGGGCCAGUGUUGGAAGUGGAGAUGUCCAUAAGAUGGAGAUGAGCAUAGGAUGGAACCCAUACUACAAGAAUACGAAAAAGUCCAUGGAAACUCGUAUCAUACAUACCUUCAAGGAGGAUUUCUAUGGGGAAAUCCUCAAUGUGGCCAUUGUUGGCUACCUCAGACCAGAGAAGAACUUGGAUUCUUUAGAGUCACUUAUGUCAGCAAUUCAAGGUGAUAUCGAGGAAGCUAAGAAACGACUAGACUUACCAGAACAUUUGAAACUCAAAGAAGAUAAUUUCUUCCAAGUUCCUAAAAGCAAAAUAAUGAAUGGCCACUGAUGAAAAAACAUCUUAUUUAUUCAUUCACUGUUUUCUCGUAUUUCACUGUUCAUAACUUUGCCAUCUCAUCUUAGUUAUAUUUUAAAAAUCAAACA
Molecule: messenger RNA, 610 nt
Organism: Cynocephalus volans (Philippine flying lemur)
Lineage: Eukaryota; Metazoa; Chordata; Mammalia; Dermoptera; Cynocephalidae
Product: riboflavin kinase-like
Exons: 1
Coding region: 48-515 (155 amino acids)
Biological process (GO): FMN biosynthetic process; riboflavin biosynthetic process
Cellular component (GO): mitochondrion
Molecular function (GO): riboflavin kinase activity
Source: RefSeq, a predicted model, not a curated record